UCACCCAUUCAAACUGGACAACAUACGGGUGAUUUUUUACCCUUUUGUUUUGCCACAGAGUCCUGUGCGACACAGCGGAGCGUGACUAUAACUGAGCCUUUAGAAAUGUCACCAGCAGGUGCUAAAAAAGGCUCUGCUAAGAAAAGCAACAAUGCUGUCGUCCAACCUUUCAACAAGAACUGGGAGGAUGGUCUUGUCAAAGCGACGUUUGAUGAGGACUCGUGGCAGGCCUGUGUGUCUGUUGUGGUUGGAGAUAGUCCACAGGAAGAGGAGAACUUCAUCCAGCCGCUGGUAUUGGCUCUUCAGCAACCACAGCGCAAACUUUUCACCCUCAUAACUUGGGACAGCACGCUUGCCAAGAUCCAUGUGCUGGGAAAUCCCAAAACAAAGAAGCCAGUUGAUCUUCCCAUGUUUUAUGAGGUUACUGAGCCUGCUAAGGUGCUGCUGGAUGCCAGAGAGGAGAUUCCCUCCGACCUGCUGGCAAAAAUACUGAAAUUCGAGCUGCUGCAGGUCAAAACCUAUGAUCAGCAAAGAAGGGAAGCUGAGCAGCUGAAAUGCGAGGGACAAGCAGGAAAGGUCCUCCCUUGCUCUGACAGCAAGGCCAAGAUCUCUGACAAAAAGGGAAAGGGUCCUCCAUCUGCUCUGGAAUACUCCAAAGAGAAGAAAACCAAGCUCAAACGCAGGGAUGAUGUGGAGUUGCCCAUAUAUAUAGAUGACGAGCCAGACGGUGGUCCCCAACACUAUAUUCUGUUUGUGGGCUUCCACCAGCCACACCUGAUUGGGCAGCUGGAUGCCAUUGGUGUGCACGUUGCAAAUGUCAUCAAGUUACGCUCGGAGCACAAAGAAAGCUUGGCAGAACAGGAAGAACCGAACAGCCAGGAGGAAGCUGAGCAGGGUCUCCAAACUUCCCCAGUUCUGGCUGCAGAGAGUCCUGUAAAUGCCAUGAAGCUCGACCUGUUCUGGUCUCACCUGAGGUCAGUUUUAGAUUGCGGACCUCCAGACUCUCAGCUCCAUGAUGUGAUUCAGCUGAGCUACACUGUCCCAGAUCUCACACUUCCCUUUCAAACACAGGACCCUCAGAGUGCGCUGCUGCUGGGAAGCCGGAUCUUUGACGGUGUUGCCAACCUCAUCUAUGACUCUCUGGAGUGGCGCCAGCAGUACCAGCACUACCGAGACAAUGUCCAGCUCAUCAGUAUACCCACUGCUGUCACGCAGGAUUCACAGCCAGUGGAGACCCCACACGCUAAAAGGAGGUCAGUCAGAGAACAGUGCCCACCAGAUCCAGAGACCAAGCCGACUCCUCUAUCUGUGAACGUGGAUAUGUGUUAUUAUAGCAGUCUGUUGGACCUGGUUCCCCAUGAAGCCUGUUCUGUGCCCCUGAUUCUGCACUGUAUGCUGGAGCAGGUGGUGAUUUCCACAGAGCAGCCUUUGCCUGCCCUGUCUCACAUUCCUGAGGAGCAGAAACAUGACAGUGGUCCCUGGCUAGACUGUGAUCUGGUUAGCUAUAUGCUCCAAAGCUUCCUGCCUCUCCUCCACACAGAAGAAGACAGACAUCGAUUAUUAAAUCAGACCCUCACUACCCUGCAGAAGGAAGAGGACAGGAAGAGGCUGUUGGAGAAGUUUGGAACAGAGCAUGCUCAGAAGAAGCCUGAGCAGCCUCUGGUUAUCAGAUACCAUGAUGAGAGGGCACUGCGAUUACUGGACAUCCGUAUGGUUGAUGGUUUUAAUCCAGCUGAGGUAGAGUCGUCCAUGAUGAGGAGUUGUCCAGUCUGGAAGCUCAUUCAGUCUGCAACUAAACAGGGAAACGUCGACCCCUGCUGGAAGGCAUUGCAACAACAGCUGCAGCACUACUGCACAGAUGAGAGUGUGUCCUGGCCCGAGGUGGAGCGCCUGUUUCACCAGAGCGUGUUUGAGGCUAUGACACUGACCACAGUGGAUCAGCAGGGUGUUUUACUCAAUGAUGGAGAAUUAGAGCCAUCACAGCAGCAGACACAAAGAGUUAUCCCCUGGGACAAUCCUUUAUUAUAUGCCAAACAGAAGCUUCAAACCUUGCAGACUAAAGGUCCAACAUUUCUGACUGAAGAUCCUGCUAACACAGAGCACCUCAGUGGGAACACCUGUAGCCAACUGGAUUUAUCUGAAAUCCAGAAUUGUAGACAAAGAUCUCUGUUCGACUGGCACUACACAGAACAUCACAAUGCAUCUGUUUUUCCACAGGUUUUAAAAAUAGCAUCAGAGGAAUAUUGUUGCUUGGACAUCUUUAAAGGAAGUUAUGAAAACAUCUCAUAUGUUUUCUGCCACAAUCCCAUGAAUCCUCAGCGCCAGUCAAAAAAGUACUGGGAUGUGGCCCUCCAUACCGAUGUCAGGUUCAGAAAAUAUCUGGAGCAUGUGGCUGAUAAAACUUCAAACUGGACAAAAGAGACAGAGUUAAAGAGGGAGGAAAGUCAGAUCAGAAACCAGAGCCCUGCUGAGACUCUGAAAGACGAAAAUCCUGAAUGCUCCAUAGUGGAGGAAGAAGCUCUGGAACCAGUCAUCAGGAAAGAUUCGCUCAAAGCCUGGAAAUUAGAGCAGGAGCGGCUGAAGAAAGAGGAGACGACCAAAAAAUCAAAGGAGAAUAUGCCAAAAGGCAACCAGCAGAAAGAGGAGGUGCAGGUGUCUGACAUGAAAGAGAAAGCUUUGUCUGGUGACAAGAGGAGCAGAUCAGAUAAAGGAGGUGACUCAACCAAGACCCCCACAGUUCCUGAUGUCACCACAGCACCUCCUGAGGAUGAAAGCAGGAACCUUCCUCUGACAGAGGAACCUGACAAUAGAUUAAUCGGCUACAUCAUGGACGGACAGCUGAUCCAUGCGUCAGGAUGUGUCCAGGAAAUCUACCCCUUAGAUGGAGGACAUAUUACUGUGGAGAAUGUGAGCUUUGUUGAAGGUUCUACCCUGAUAAAAGUAGCGGUGAAGAAGGAUGGACAUCGUUUCCACACACACAUCAACCAGGUUGUGUAUGAUCAUCCGAAACCUCUCACUGAUCCACAAGACAAGAAAAACAUGGACCUCAAGGAGGGAUGGAAAGAGCCAGAAGCAAUGCUGAUGAAAGCAGUAAAGCAGGGCUCCUUCUCAGCAGUGCUUAGCAAUCAAAUCCACCUCUCAUACAGUUUCUACGGUCCAACAGGAGAAUGCAAAGUGAGUUCUGAGAAGGCAAAAGAAGAAGUCCCACAGGUCUCCACCCAGGAACCCAUCCCUUUCUCCUCUUCCAACUUGGACUCCAAGAGACAAAUCCAGUCCAGUCAGGGGUGUAAAGGCCAGUCAGCUCAGCCGUCACAUCCUUUCAACAGUCUCAGCCUUUCUGUUCCUAACGGCCUGCUGCUGCAGUUUCUGCAUGACGAUACACAAGGAAUGUCACCACAGGAAAACAUUUUGGUGAAGCAAAGCUUUGCUCACCAUGGUAACAGACCUGGGCAGCAUCUUCACGAUACAUCCCUUUCUAAGGAGCUGUAUCGCAUCAUUACCAGCCAGGGAGCCGUGAUUCGUUACAUGAGAGACGGAUCCACAGAGGUGGUGUUCGCAGAUGGGUCUGUCAGUUACAGCCCAGAUUCAGGUCCAGUGGGGGUGCCUGAUGUUGAUUCUGAUGGCGAGAAGAAAGAUCAGACCUCAGAGAAGGAAGCUGAGGCUCAGAGAAGACUCUGGCAGACGACCAGUUCAUCUGGAGGUCGUAUUUGCACCAUCGGAGCAAAACACAGAGAACUACCCAUCCCCUCCAUUGGUACCUUCAAGGCUACAGACCCCAUCACCCAUCAGGUGAUGCUGAGCCGGGAAGAUCUGGUGGUCAUGGUCCAAAACCCAGAUGGAUCUCUUAUUGUAGAGCAUGCAGAUGGAACAAGGACUACCAGCUUCCUUCUAGUCACACCACCUAAUGGAGAGGCGCCUGAUUGCAUGAGCAAAUCAAAGGAAAAUGGACAUAUUAAAGAUGCUUGUGAUAAGGGAAAGGAGAUGAGCAGAAGGUCAGCAUGCCACAAAUUAAAUGAAAGGAUUUUGGAUAAAAUGGAUCAGCUUGAGUUUCCUCAGGAUGCUGUGAGUGAGAAAGGUAAGCGUGAAGGAGGAGAAUCGACCACAGAGCGGGUAGUGUUGGUGGAGAAGGAGGGCUGUGCAUCAGUGGUGAUGUACCCUGACCGUCACGCAGCUCAUGUGCUUUUAGCCGAUGGAACCAUCAUCACUGGGAACAGCCAAGCUGAGUAUGAGGUGUUCCCACCUGGAGCAGGUUUUUUGCACAUCCGAAGUGAUGGAAAAUGCGUGUACUCCUCUGACCUUGAGCCAAAAGGUUGCUCCUCCACUAGCCAACCAGGAGUCUACACCAUGAGUCACACAGACAUUGUGGCCUGUGAUGUUACAGACAGCAGCGGAAACCACUUCCAGGUGAUGGAAGAUGGCCAAAUUUCAGUGUUAAAUGCUAGUCCCAUUCCAGACCAACUUACACAGGAGGAAGACAAGGAGUCUGACGGACCAAUGGGCACGCUUCAUGUAAAACACAAAGAUCUUUGUCCCAGGCUUUUUCUGGUGCAUGAAGAUAGUUCAGGCACUGAACUUCUGAACGCUGUUACUGUAGAGGAACUGCUCUAUGAGGCAUACUCUGACCCCACCAUCGCACUAAUGAAGGAACCUCUACCAGGCAAACAAGAUGAGUUUGGCAUCACUGUCCUAAAGCCCAGCCACCAGAGUGUGUGGUCACAGUGGCUGCUAAAGAAACAGAACCCUGACAUCACCCCACCAAACCUCAGAAAUCGCAGCUGGAAGGACUUCCCUACUCCAGAGAGCAAAAAACCUGGUGCUUCUCCUGGUACUGACCUUGGGGUUGACCGGACUCUGAGGGAGAGCUGUUGCGGUUCUGUAGCACAGCAACGUGUGCGGAGCAGCCCUAAAGUCCUGGAGAUAAGGGAGUUCUACCAGCAUCGACCCUUUUCCACACCACUGAGAGAUACCAUAGAUUCACGGCUGAAGGAAUACAUAGAGCGUUUGAUGCAGAAAGAGCUUCAGUCAGAAGAGAUGAAGCUGAAAGAGCCUCGCAGUGCGGAAGAGACUGCUCAGGCCAGAGAUCUCUUCAGUCUUAUUGUGUCUUUUGCAGAGGAGCAGGAUGUGAGUCACGCUGCUGAUACCAGGAUCUCUGUGGACUAUGCCAGUCUGUACAGUCAAGGAGUCGGAGCAUCACCUGAGCAGUCAGCUGCUUCACAAGACAUGGACGUGGAUGCUGAUGACAGCCUGGAUAGAUUACCACUUUCUACUAGUCAAAAAGAGUUGACAUGGACUGGAAGACUUGAGCAGCACAGACAGGAGAUCAGUGAGGAGAAGGCUUGCAGAGAGGCUCUGAGGAAAAAGAUCACUGUUCCUUAUUUCCAUCCAGAAAACCUUCCUAUUUACCAAAGUCUGCUACAGGGACCAAUACCCAACACGGGGAGUCGAUCACAGGAUCCAGCACUGACCACCAAGCCAGAUAGUGCUGAGACCGUUGUGAAACAUGUACCACAUAAGACUCCUCCGCCACCUUCAAACCCAACAGCGUCUCAGCCAGAAAGUCAAGCAGAAGAAAGUGAGAGGAUGCCUGAAAGGAGACACGCAAACCUCACAACACAAUCUGCUGGUGAAAGCAGUCUGAGGAGCUCAUGCAGGCAGUAUACGUCAGUCCAGGUGGAUGUGACAGGUAAACUCCGAAGGACUAAGGUCAGACUGCCGACCUGCCUCCUCGCCACCAAACCCUGCAGCGUGCCAAACCAACAUUUCCUGAGCGUGGAAGAGCCUGUGAGGAGGAAGUGUCGGACAGCUUCUCUGGCUAAUCUCAGCGCUGUGUUGAGGGGCUUCCAGCUUAUCCCAUUAAGUGUUGACUUUGGCACGCAGCUGGAGGGCACCUACUCGACCGUUACUGUGUUAAUGAAGAAUGUGGGAGUCGACCUAUGCAGGUUCAAUGUGAAACAGCCUCCUCCAGCCACAGGCCUCAGAGUCAUCUACAAUCCUGGGCCUGUGGCUGCAGGUCUGCAGGUGGAACUAAAGGUCCAGCUGUGUGCCAUGUGUGAUGAAGCCGAGCUGAAGAAGUACGUCUCUCAGGACAUAGCCAUCCACACUGAAACUGACAUUCUCUAUCUGCCCGUCACUGCUAUCGUCCUUCCGGGGAGAUUUUAUGCGGAGGAGUCCACGAGUGCCUGCAGAAAGGGAGGGUCUGAGGCUAUCUGGUCUCACAGCUGGCCAGGAAAUCACCAUGAUGAGCCUUCAGCCCCUUGACCUCUUCUCAGUUAUACACAGGCCACGCUAACACACACGUUCUUCAAUCUUCUACCACUUUUCAAAUCAUUUGUGGUGAUUCAGGUCUGGACUGAGCUUUGAAAAUAUACUGUGGUCUUCCUCUUUUUCUCAUUGCUGGCAGCUUCCCAUUCAGUGUCAUUUAUCCAAUAUGUGCACUAUCUCCUCCGGAAAUAAAGGUUCACAAGCACAGUGACCCAACCCUGAAACCUCUUCACCAAUUUGAGUUGUUUUAUUCUGCUGCAAUAAAAGAUGAAUUUAAUUUUAAGGUUUUUUACACAUCUUUAGCAAUAAAAAAACAUAAAGAUUCUGAUGUAGCUGCAACGUUUAAUGUUUUUGCUGAACCGCAGUUUAAUUUUAUUAUUAAUCUAUAUUUUCUGACAUUCCUGGUGAAGAAGAGGAUGAUAUCAAAGCUAGGGUCCAUCCGUUACAUCUUCCAACCUCUUCAGCAAGCCAAGUGAGAAACUUUAGGCAGACAUUUAAAUUUCUUGUCACAUGACAAUGUAAUGUCCCAAAUAAAAGGAAACACACAAGUCGUUACCCCAUCUUAUUAAGUGUUAGACAUGUAACCCAAAAUACAGAAAUGGUGUUGAAUCAAAAGAUUAACUUUCCAGAUCUGUCGCAUUCAGGGAAAAACAAGAAGGAAACUAAAGUGAAAUUAAGCAAAAUAAUUAAUGCUGAUGAAUCUUGAAAGGAUUAUAUAUCUACUGAAACAAUUAUUUAUUUGGCACACCUCCUUCAGCUUGUUUAGAGCUGCAGGGAUUAGGGUGGAGCUGUUCCCAAGGGGGAGAUAUGGGAUACACCUUUGAAAGCUUGGCCAGUGCAGCACAGAGAUGACUCCACAGAAAGCGACUCACUCCUAAAGUCAUCAGAAAUCAACUACCUCAUGGUUGUGAACUGGUGGCUGUAGACACCCACGCAGCUGGAAGCCUGGUUAUGAAGCAAUUUCCACACAAUUUAGAGUCAGUCAUUCUGCUGUAAAAAAGAUGUUUCGCUGGAGGAAAAUAUUAAAGGCGGCUGGCUGUCUUCCCAGAAUUGGAGAUCCAAAUAAGUUAAUCAUGCGGUCAGAUUGAGCAACUGAACAACUGAUCAGGCUUCUUAAAUUAUGCAUAUGUAUUAGGGAUGAACAAUAUCAGGAGGAUACCGAUGUUGGCAGUGAUUACCUCUCUUUUCCUGUCACCUUUCUUUUUUAACAAUCAACAAAGUCCACACAACUUUCUGUGAGUUUUUACAUCUCAGCUACUGAAGAUAUACAUCCUGUUCAUCGUUAAGGGCACUUAGAGCCCAUCCACCUGUCGAGAUAUAUUAUCCAUACAUCCUGUGACGGUCUGACACUUUAAAUCUAAUAUCCAACGUGGAGUACAAGCAGUCAUUUGCAAUUGCGAUAUUGGACACUGUUAUUGCGAUGAGGAUUGUGGUUCAAUAUAUUGUGCAGCUCUAGCAUAUAUCAACAUUCUUAUCAGUUUCAUGCAAUGAAACCGUAGGAAAAUUGUUCAAACAGCGACAAUGCACUGUUAGUUUUGGGGGUUUGAAACCAUAUUUGAUUAUUUCAUUUUCUCCCUGGCAUACUAUAAACGAAUAUUUCCCAUUUAACCGAAAACAAAUCCAAUGAAGACCUGAAACACCCCCUCAGGUCAUCUGUGACCUGCUCACUCCUGCGUUCCCAGGAACAGAACUAAAGAAGCGGAGGCCUCAUGUUGCUCAGCUCUGAAACCAUCUAUUAUUAUUGUUUUUCAUGUCCUUCCUGUUUUCAAUCUGUCUUAUUUCUGUUCCUUUGUUUUUAUGUAAGGCACUUUCAUUUAUACUGUGUAUUAAAGGUGUUUUACAAUUAAAGUUGUCUUGGAGAAUAGAUUGUUGACUUUUCCCUAUUUAUGAUGCACCUGGUGCCGCUGUAUUAUCUGCAGGACCUCGGCUGUAAGCAUGGAGAUAUCAGGGGCUGUUGCAGGUGGUUUCUUACAGGAUUUUGGUUCAUUAACUGGCGCAGGUAACAUGAUGCUCCCCGGUCGACAGUCGAGGUGGGACUGUUGGGGUAUGACGUCAAUAAAGACGAAUGAUGUGAGAGAGCCGGAGGAUGGAGCAGGUCCUGCACCGUCCGUGAGCGGGUCACAGAGGAGGAGGAGGAGACGCGGGAAGGACACCAGCAGCAGAUGAGGCGCAUUUGCCGUAGGCCCCGCCAUCGUGAAAUCGGACACCGACUUGCGGAGGCGGAUGGGGUGACCGUGCUCCCUGCUUCUCCGCCGCUACCGCCGGGGAGGCCCAUGACUUCCGACGUUACCUGCGUGGGAGCUGCCCGCGGUCGGUUGUAAGGUGGAGGAAGGAGACAGGGAAAGGGGAGGAAAAUGCAGACGGAGGAGGAGACGGCCGCCGCAGAAGAGCCCAUUUUGGAGGAAGGAUCGGGACGAGAGCAGGAACCAUUCAACCAGUUCUGGAGGCUCCCAAACAAACCCUUAUUUCUUCAUCCUCCUCAUCCUGUAGUAUGUGCAUAUUUGCGCUUGUCCGCUGCUGCUCUUUCAUUGAUUAAACGCGUCUUUUUGCUGUGCUCCCUUUCUUUGUGUGGCGCACACAAACAAGGACACACAGGAGGACCUUGACUUGAACGUGGAUGGAUGGAAACAUGAGCGGCUCAGACGAGGAGAUCUCUAGAAACCCUGUGGUGAAAUAAAAAAAAAAAACCACCAUCA
Molecule: messenger RNA, 8957 nt
Organism: Girardinichthys multiradiatus
Lineage: Eukaryota; Metazoa; Chordata; Actinopteri; Cyprinodontiformes; Goodeidae
Gene: spag17
Product: sperm associated antigen 17
Exons: 52
Coding region: 106-6258 (2050 amino acids)
Biological process (GO): axonemal central apparatus assembly; epithelial cilium movement involved in extracellular fluid movement
Cellular component (GO): axonemal central apparatus
Source: RefSeq, a predicted model, not a curated record